CGGCGCUCCUGCUGAGGGCGGGGGGAGGAAACGGGAGCCUCGGAGGGGAAGGAGAGGGGGCCGCUCGCAGCGGAACCCCAGCGGCUCACAGGCGGAUCGGCCCUCGCUGCCUUCCCCUGUAUGUGAAGCACCGGGCCAGAAGUCGCGCGGGAGAGAGUCUGCCGGCGGAACCGGGAGUCCCCGGAGCGGAGGAGGAAUCGGGGAGAGCCUUUGCUAAGCGACCCCAUCAUCGCUGUCCACGAGCGGCCCCAGCAUGGAAGCCAUCGCCAAAUACGAUUUCAAAGCCACCGCAGACGAUGAGCUCAGCUUCAAACGGGGGGAUAUCCUUAAGGUUUUGAAUGAAGAAUGCGAUCAAAAUUGGUACAAGGCAGAACUCAACGGCAAAGAUGGCUUCAUUCCCAAAAACUAUAUUGAAAUGAAACCACAUCCGUGGUUUUUUGGGAAGAUUCCCCGAGUAAAAGCAGAGGAGAUGUUGGGCAAACAGAGACAUGAUGGUGCCUUCCUCAUCCGAGAGAGUGAAAGUGCUCCUGGGGACUUCUCCCUCUCGGUCAAAUUUGGAAAUGAUGUGCAACACUUCAAGGUGCUUCGAGAUGGAGCUGGCAAGUAUUUCCUCUGGGUGGUAAAGUUCAAUUCUCUAAAUGAGUUAGUAGACUAUCACAGAUCCACCUCUGUCUCCAGGAAUCAGCAAAUAUUCCUCCGGGACAUUGAGCAGGUGCCUCAGCAACCCACGUUCGUUCAGGCUCUUUUUGAUUUCGACCCUCAGGAGGAAGGUGAGCUGGGCUUCCGCCGUGGAGACUUUAUCCAGGUCCUUGACAAUUCUGACCCCAACUGGUGGAAGGGAGGCUGCCACGGACAAACAGGCAUGUUUCCACGCAACUACGUGACCCCAGUGAACCGGAACAUCUAGAGCAGAUUAUUAAAGAUUAUUUAAAGAACAAGAGAAACAUUAAAGCACCCACUCAGAAUCUAACUGCAGCCAGUGAUCUCCAGUCGUCAGGCCAUAAAAAUCUGAGUCACCUCUCUGCAUGAGGGGGAAACACUUUUUCACUCAGUAUGGAACUUUGUGGGAGGGAGAAGGAGAAGGGUCCAGCAUACGCACCAAAACUUACUUUUUAAAUUAAACAGAUAUUAAUAGGUUUCUUCAUUGCUCACUCUUCCUUUCUCACCCAAAAACUGACACACCAGUUCAUCAGUGCAUGAAAGAAAGAGGGAGAAACUCUGCUGGUGCUUGCUGUUUCUGUAAACAGUCUUUGUGGGGGAACUGAGAAGGGAACCAAAUCCACAACCCAGCCUUUUGGUGACAAAAAAGACUCUCUCUCUGUCUCUCUCUCUCUCACACACACACAAACACACCAUUCCGCUUUUCCCUUUGAUCAUCAGUGUUUUGCCUGGAACAUAUAGGUCCUAUAUUUUUCCUCCAACCAGGAAAUGCAGCAACUCCAGACCAGAGGGAAGAUGGUGAGGGGCUUCCUCCCCGCCCCCCCGCCCCCCCAGGCUGCAAGGCUGUUCUGAAAAGGCCUAAAUUACAGCCAAAUCAUGUUCUCAUUAAUGACUGCUGGUUUCUUUUUUUCAUGUGUGUGGUUGAGCACAUUCUUGAAUUAUUUUUUUUCCAUUAGUGCCUUUUCCUUAAGUUAAAAGGACAAUCCAGAGCUUUUCAGAUCCCCCCCCUACUUUUGUGUAAAUAUUUUAGGGGUUUAGGAGGUGGUUUUAUUAUUAAAGACAAAGACCUCCGUAAACCAGAUGGAACUUUUAAAGCUUGUAUAAGCAUCUGAUACUCUUUAUUACCAGGUGAGCAAAGUCAUUAAAUGUUCUCUAAAAGGCAGGGUUAGGAUCUGUAGCCAGGAACCUUUUGAGAGAAACCAUACCCUUAUGAAAACUGAAGUAUAUUGUAUGAAGCUGAAUUAGGAUGGAGAGUGAAUAUUCUGGAAUGUCCUGUGAAUUACGUAUUUUUCCCAAAUAAUGCUGGGUAGUCUCAAGAAAAUGUGCUUAAUCACAUCUAGUGAAUGUUUAAAUGCGAUGCUCGGUGAUCAGUUGUUCAGUUCCCCUUUACAGCUGGCUGGGGCACAAUUGCAAUCAGUGAUUGUUUCUUGAAAAGAAAGUCGGUCUCUUCCUACUCCAUCAAUUCCCUACCUCCUCACAUCAGUGUUAUCAUAGUUGGAGGAGUCAGUGUUUUACUCCCAAUUCACAGCAGGCUGUGUGGAGAUUAUUUCAGGCCUGUGAAACACCCCUCCCCCAAUAAUAGCACUCACUGAUGCCCUCUAUGGCUUCAUCAGUGUUUUGAAGUAAGAUGGGAGAGAGCAAGCUGCAGAGCUCUUUGUGCCAAUAUUCACCUUCUUUCCUAUCGCUGUGCCGCACAGCUGAAACUUUCAUCCCAGUGAGAGCAAACCCCAAAGCCUCCACAGAGAUCUCCUGUUCCUCCCAAAUGGAGACAUUCCUGUGUUGGCGGGUGCCUUUUUUAUACUAAGUGUUAAAAGUGUGUUAUUCCUGAGAUGGACUCUGCCUUACACUUCAGUUUCUCCAGCAGAUGAAAGAGAGCUAUCCUGUAGUGUUAAUUUCUCCUCCUUUCCUUGCUAGCCUUUUCUCUCCCCCACUUCCUUCUUUCUAAAAUGAUUGGAAAAUGAAUCUUUGGCAUUCUACACUUGGACCAUUUGAUUGUUUUCUUAUUUUGGAAUUGGUGUAUAUCAUGCAGCCUUGCAGACAUAAUGUCUUGUGUGUAUAUAUAUAUUAAAAAAAAAUUCAGUGUUUAAAUAAAAAGGCCUAUGUAUGUAAUCCUUAACUCCGCAGCAGCAUUUGGUAGAUAGUAAUUAACUGUGAAUAAUAAAUAUACAACGAAUUCUUCACUUGAA
Molecule: messenger RNA, 2846 nt
Organism: Eublepharis macularius
Lineage: Eukaryota; Metazoa; Chordata; Lepidosauria; Squamata; Eublepharidae
Gene: GRB2
Product: growth factor receptor bound protein 2
Exons: 6
Coding region: 254-907 (217 amino acids)
Molecular function (GO): protein binding
Source: RefSeq, a predicted model, not a curated record